CUAACUUGUUUUUUUUAUUUCAAGUUGGCUCGGCAGUUAAAUCUCGCUCGAGUGUCUUUUCAGGUUGCUCUUUCAACUCGCUGAGCAAAAUGUUACUUAUACACAGUGGAGCACUGAGCAGCAAAGCAGUCGGCCAAGGCAUAUGGACGUGUGAAGACUUGGAGACAACCUGGAAUUAUUAUAAUUGAGCUAAAACAAAAUGUUGUUUACAAAUAGUUGUUGUCUUUACUCAGUGGUGUUAAUGUUAGCCGUCCCAGCGUACAGCGCGCCAACUGAGCAGCGCAGUGUGGCAGCCAGCAACAAACAACGGGCGAGGCGUCAAAUUUUUUCUGACUUCGGUGGCGACAAUCCUUUCUUCACACCAGUGGACUUUAAUUUUGGACCGAACCCUUUACCGCGCCCACAGUGGGGACGCCCCGGUCCGGGCGAACCGCUGAUAUUUAGCAAUGAUAGGAGACAAGCAUCCACCAGCACAACAACUACUACACCAUCACCAUCUAACGGUCAACAAGCAAACGCCAAUGCUGCGCCAAAUAUCGUUUUCAUUAACAAUCAACCCAUUGUUGCAACCAUAGCACCGUUUACGGCGCCGACGACGGCUUCGCCUCAAUUCCUGAAUUGUUUUGGCAGCUGCCCCACCACCUCCGAGUACAAUCCGGUGUGUGCGAGCAAUCAGCAGCAAUAUCAGAAUCCGCAGAAGUUCGACUGUGCGCGACAGUGCGGUGCAGAUAUCCAGAUUGUGCGUCGCGGCGCCUGCGAAGGUCUCUUUCCAAUGCAACGCGGGUAACUACAAUGCAAUACAAUGAGGAUACCUGGGCACAAAUGUAUAUGUAUUCAUAUGAUGUGUAUAUUUCUAUGCUACUUUGGGAGCUACCGAACUGAUUUGCGUACAAUUUCCCUCUCUAACUGUUUACAGAGUGAUAGCUAUUUAGUUUAUAAUAAUUUGUUUUAAAUAUUCAGUGUUCUUGUUAUAUCGCCAAUAGUCAAUAAAUAUGGUGAUACCUGUUUUUUAUAUA
Molecule: messenger RNA, 1016 nt
Organism: Bactrocera dorsalis (oriental fruit fly)
Lineage: Eukaryota; Metazoa; Arthropoda; Insecta; Diptera; Tephritidae
Exons: 3
Coding region: 200-787 (195 amino acids)
Molecular function (GO): protein binding; serine-type endopeptidase inhibitor activity
Source: RefSeq, a predicted model, not a curated record